Molecule: messenger RNA, 726 nt
Organism: Penicillium lagena
Lineage: Eukaryota; Fungi; Ascomycota; Eurotiomycetes; Eurotiales; Aspergillaceae
Exons: 3
Coding region: 1-726 (241 amino acids)
Source: RefSeq, a predicted model, not a curated record
AUGGCUGCUCCCGCCGAUGUCACGAUCAAGAACCUCAGUGGCGAGUGGGUGAUGGACGCAACCCUGUCCGACCCCGCGGACCCAAUUCUCGCUCUGCAAGGAAUGAGCUGGUUCCUUCGCAAAGCUCUCCCCUACGCAACCGUGACCCUACAUGUACACUCGUACGCCGACCAAGACCCCGCCAAGAAAGGCGUGUACCACAUCGACGUCGACCAAGUGAUCACGGGCGGAAUUUCCGGCAGCUCCGAGCACCGCGUGCUAGACUGGCAAGAUCGCGAACACGUAGACAACAUCUUCGGAACGGUGAGCGGGCGAUCGCGAAUGCUGCGCGGCACCGAGGUUGAGGGCACCGUGCGGCCCGCCAUUGAAUUCCAGACGAAUGUCGGGGAGGCGGAGGCGGAUGCGCGCGUGCAGAAGUUUUUGAGGGGAGAGACGCUGGUGGAUGGGUCUAAGGCGGAGGGGUUUGUCGUUGAUGACAAUGACGAGGGAGAUGAGUUUGGGGAGGGCAAGGGGUUGUGGAUGCAGAGCUUUGUCGUGAAUCAGGAGUCUAAGUGGACGGCGGAGCAGAUUUGGGGGUUUGAGAUUGUUGACGGGGAGAGGAGACAUACGAGACGGGUGGCUGUUGCCAAGGAGGGACAGGUUGAGCUUGCGAGGUUGGUGUAUACUUUCAAUGCGAGACGGGUAGAGGGGGAGAAGGGUGAGGAUGAGCUCGAGGUUGAGUACUAA